Messenger RNA from Geodia barretti, 336 nucleotides. The record is from the annotation of a GenBank genome assembly. NCBI's taxonomy places the organism in Eukaryota, Metazoa, Porifera, Demospongiae, Tetractinellida, Geodiidae.
AUGAGUUGGAAUCCUCGGCGGCGGGGAUCGUACGGAGGUCUCUUCGCCGGAUUUGGGUUCGCCUAUCUGCCUGCCGUGUUCACCGUUCCCGUCACCUUCAUGGCCCUCCAGUUGGACUCCUUCGGCCAGGGCCUCUCCGGAAUGAUCGGGUUCGGCGUGGCUGUCUGGACGAUCGUCCUCUCCGUGUUCGCCGUUCAGGCAAACAACAACUUCUCCACCGGGCGGGCCAUCGCCGCCUUAUUCAUCCCGCUCGCGGUCUUCUUCAUCCUGCUCCUUGCCUUUAUCGCGUUCGUGGUGGUGGUGAUAGUAAUCGCCGUGAAUGAAGGCUUCACAUAG